This is a messenger RNA of Parastagonospora nodorum SN15, 684 nucleotides long. RefSeq lists its product as hypothetical. NCBI's taxonomy places the organism in Eukaryota, Fungi, Ascomycota, Dothideomycetes, Pleosporales, Phaeosphaeriaceae. The record is from RefSeq and is a predicted model, not a curated record. Bases 1 to 684 code for a protein of 227 amino acids. The transcript has 2 exons.
AUGUGCUGGUGUUUCAGCUUUGGUCUUUCAAGCAAGAAGAAGCGUCAGAGCUCGUCAUCGUCGGGUGAGAAGAAGAGGAGGGAUGUACCUGACGAGCCACUCCAUGGGAAGGGCAAGACAGUUGUCGCAGAGGUCUCUGAGAAGCGUAGAUCGAGUGAGACGCAUAGGAAGAGAAGGACAGGAGAAAGCACGAGUCCGCGCUCAUCGCGGCGUGAGAAGGAAGAGCAUCGUCCGAGGACGCAACAGUACCGCGAUGACACCUACCCAAGUCGUGAUUCGUACAGGCCGUCUUUGAAUGUCCAGGUGCCCGACAUGUGGCAUCGCUCAGUAGAGCCUGGAAGCACGAAUUCUUCGCAGGAAGCUUUGCUCAACCCGCGUCCUCACCGAAGCACACACCAGCGGCAACGGCACCCAAAACCCAUCGCUCGUCGCGUCAGCAUCGUUCUCCACAAACACCGUCUGAUAGCCCGACCCCACGCUCUCAGAAUCGUCGCAGAAGUUCACGUCAGCAUGAGCGCGACGCCUCCCCCUCGCGCCAAGCUCGUUCGCGUACGCCGAACACGACCGCUCGUCGCGUGCCUGAUCGACGCUUUGCUGUCCUCGCUGCCACUAAUCAAGCCCUUGAGAAUGUUCGAAGAGAAGCUUUCGCGCAGCCCUCGCCACCGCCGCGACGGGAUCGACUGA